Molecule: messenger RNA, 714 nt
Organism: Nicotiana tabacum (common tobacco)
Lineage: Eukaryota; Viridiplantae; Streptophyta; Magnoliopsida; Solanales; Solanaceae
Product: protein SMALL AUXIN UP-REGULATED RNA 51-like
Biological process (GO): response to auxin
Source: RefSeq, a predicted model, not a curated record
AAAGGUGCCCAAAGAAACCCCUACCUAAGUAAAACCAAAAAACAAAACCUAGUAGCUUUACUUAUUAUUUUCCUCUAUCAUAAUGUCAAAGGGUAGAACAAAAGGCCGGAAGAAAAAUAUCAGUGGGAUAGUGAAUCUGAUAGCAGUGGUAGCAAAGCUACAAAAGAGUCUUCUAUUAGGGAAGAAAUUACCGUCCGAUGAUUAUUUCGACGAGUCGGAAAACAACGUGCCGGAGGACGUGAAGGAAGGGCAUUUCGCCGUUGUUGCGGCGGAAGAUGAUGAAGUGAAGAGAUUUGUAGUUCCAUUGAGUUGUUUAACACACCCUUCAUUUUUGACGCUAUUGGAACAAGCUGCUGAGGAAUAUGGUUUUGAUUGUGAAGGUGCACUUACAGUACCAUGCAGGCCAAGUGAAAUGGAGAGAAUUUUGGCGCUUAUUUAUACUUAGUUCACUCGUCACAGCUUAGUUUAGUAGCAUAACUCUUUCUACUAGCGUUGCACUGUUUAAUACUUCUGAUCAAUAGAUUAAGAAGAGGAGGAUAAAAAACUUAUGAUGAAACAUUUAUAUGUUUGAGUCUAUCAUUUCCAAAAUCUAAUAGGAUAUUCCAACUUUUUUCUUUAUAGCGGCCAUGAUUGUGAAUUUGUAUAUCAUACCUGCAUGUGGAUGUAUUAUGGUGCAUGCUAUAAUAGUAGAGUGGAGAAAGAAUUCUAGUUCGA